Molecule: messenger RNA, 4712 nt
Organism: Vidua chalybeata
Lineage: Eukaryota; Metazoa; Chordata; Aves; Passeriformes; Viduidae
Gene: DYM
Product: dymeclin
Exons: 20
Coding region: 247-2364 (705 amino acids)
Biological process (GO): Golgi organization
Cellular component (GO): Golgi apparatus
Source: RefSeq, a predicted model, not a curated record
UUUUUAACAGCAUCAAAACUUCCCCAAAACAAUUCCCCAAGCAGCUCAGUGAUUGUGGCUCCUUUGCUUGGAAAGAAAACAAUGUCCAUUUGCUUUAGUUCAUAAAGCUGCUAACUAUGAAGAAACCAAGGGAAAAGUUGCUGCUGGGUAGUAGCUUACAUCUUCUGAUACAACUGUUCUGUUCUUAUGUCUUAUGCCAGCUCAGGAAAAUGAAAAUUUAGAAAAAACAUCUGCCAAAUAAAGAAGAUGGGAGCAAAUAGCAGCAGCAUCAGUGAGCUUCCAGAAAAUGAGUACUUACAGAAACUGUCGGGAUCAGAGCCCAUCUCUGAGAAUGACCCGUUCUGGAAUCAGCUUCUGUCUUUUAGCUUCACCACUCCAACAAACAGUGCUGAUUUAAAGCUCUUGGAAGAAGCUACAAUCUCAGUCUGCAAGUCUUUAGUUGAGAAGAAUCCUCGAACAGGAAACCUUGGAUCAUUGAUUAAAGUCUUUCUUUCUAGAACCAAAGAGUUGAAAAUUUCAGCAGAAUGUCAGAACCACCUCUUUAUCUGGCAGGCUCACAAUGCACUGUUCAUUAUUUGCUGUUUGCUGAAAGUAUUCAUCAGUCGAAUGUCAGAAGAGGAGCUGCAACUUCAUUUUACUUAUGAAGAGAAAGCAGGACCAAGCUCAUAUGGAGCAGAGUGUGAAGACCUCAUAGAAGAGUUGCUGUGUUGCCUCAUCCAGCUCAUUGUUGAAAUUCCCCUCUUGUACCCCUGUCAGCACACAGACAGUAACUGGUGGAAAUGGUUGUGCUCAUGGUACAGGGGAAGGUACAGUGGAGGUGUCACUUCAGCUCUGGGGUAUGCAGUAAGAGAUAUUACAUACAGCAUUUCUUUGGAAGCCGUGACAACUCUCAUUGUGUUCCUCUCCUGCCAGUUAUUCCACAAAGAGAUUCUGCGAGAAAGCUUCAUUCACAGAUACCUGAUGCAUGGUCGAUGUCUCCCAUACACGAGCAGACUUGUGAAAACUUUGCUGUAUAAUUUCAUUAGACAAGAGAGAAGCCCUCCUCCAGGGACCCACGUCUUUCAGCAGCAAACAGAUGGAGGAGGACUGCUCUAUGGAAUUGCAUCUGGGGUGGCAACUGGCCUGUGGACAGUGUUCACGCUGGGUGGGGUGGGCAGCAAAGCAUCAGCCCAGCUGGAGCAGUGCUCCCCUCUGGCCAGCCAGAGCCUGCUGCUGCUGCUGGUGCUGGCCAACCUGACUGACACUCCAGACACCCCAAACCCCUACAGGCAAGCCAUCAUGUCCUUCAAGAACACACAAGAUAACACUGCUUUUUCAUCAUCAAAUCCACACGCUUUCCAGAUUAACUUUAACAGUUUAUACACAGCUUUAUGUGAGCAGCAGAAAUCUGAUCAAGCCACUCUUCUCUUAUACAUGCUUCUGCAUCAGAACAGCAACGUGCGGACCUAUGUGUUGGCACGGACAGACAUAGAAAAUCUGGUUCUGCCAAUUCUUGAAAUUCUGUAUCACGUUGAAGAAAGGAAUUCACACCAUGUUUACAUGGCUCUUAUCAUUUUGCUGAUCCUCACAGAGGAUGAUGGCUUCAACCGAUCCAUUCAUGAAGUGAUACUGAAAAACAUUACUUGGUAUGCUGAGCGUGUCCUAACAGAGAUCUCACUUGGGAGUCUUCUGAUACUGGUUGUGAUAAGAACCAUCCAGUACAACAUGACACGGACAAGGGACAAAUACCUUCACACAAAUUGUCUGGCAGCCUUAGCAAAUAUGUCGGCACAGUUCCGCUCGCUUCAUCAGUAUGCUGCUCAGAGGAUCAUCAGUCUAUUUUCUCUGUUGUCUAAAAAACACAACAAAGUGCUGGAGCAAGCCACGCAGUCCUUGAGAGGUUCCUUGGGUUCAAACGACUCUCCACUUCCUGAUUAUGCGCAAGACCUGAAUGUGAUAGAGGAAGUGAUCCGAAUGAUGCUGGAGAUCAUCAACUCCUGCCUGACCAACUCCCUCCAUCACAACCCCAACCUGGUGUACGCUCUGCUCUACAAGCGUGAUCUGUUUGAGCAGUUUCGGACUCACCCCUCCUUCCAGGACAUCAUGCAAAAUAUAGACCUGGUGAUCAGCUUUUUCAGCUCCCGAUUAGAGCAAGCUGGAGCUGAGCUGUCAGUGGAGCGAGUUCUGGAAAUCAUCAAGCAAGGAGCUGUCGCUUUGCCCAAAGACAGGCUGAGAAAGUUCCCCGAGCUGAAGUUUAAGUAUGUGGAGGAGGAGCAGCCUGAGGAGUUCUUCAUCCCCUACGUGUGGUCCCUGGUGUACAACUCUGCCGUGGCCCUGUACUGGAACCCCCGUGACAUCCAGCUCUUCACCAUGGACUCGGGCUGAGGGACACCCUGGCCAGGCCAGCCCCGCUCCAUCCUACAGGAAUCGAACCUCUGCACCCCUUACGACCUGACCCCCUCCAACUGCACCCUCCGACCCCAGAGCCAGUGUCCAGCCCAGCCUCGUGCUGGGACAGACUGGUGUGGGGCACUGAUGGCUUGUAGGCAACCUUGUGUUUAUAGUCCGUAACCUAGAGCUUUUUUGAUGAAAAUGAGGCCUUACACAUGGGGUAUGAUGUUACUACCAACCACAAACCUGAUCGUCCUUUUAACUUAACAGGCUAAAUGAGAUUGCAGGCUUUGAUUUAGAAGCAGUGUUUGUAUUUUUGGCUCUUCCAAGCGGGCAGCUUCCUUGGGUCAAGCUUUUUGUGGUCUCUUGGAUGCUGCCAUGGGGUGCUUGUUACCUAAUCCUUGUUUCCACUCACACCCCUUUGUUUCUGUGGCCCUGUCAAGGCUGCAGCCCUUAAAUUGCUGUCUGUGCUGUCAUCCGAGGGAACUAAGCAAACAGCAUCUUAAUCAGGUUAGCUCCCAGGCAGAUUCAAAACACUUGAUUUUGAUGUUUGUGGGAGGAUUUUCAAUAGCAAGUCUUUUGUUGUUGUUGUUGUCUGACUGACGAAUACUCUCCAGGGGGCAAGAAACACCUGCUUUCGGAGUCAACUCCCUUACAGACUUGUUUUUUCUGUGCUCCUGUGCAAAAUUGUUCCUGGAAAUUGAACAUGUAAGCAAAGAGGAGAAAAAAAAAGUCCAAAGAAAAUAAUUAUAAGAUUGUAAAAUAGACCAGUGUCCUGUAAAUCUAUGCGUCAUGGUGACAGUGUGUUUUGGGGAUCCUUGACAAAACUGUGUGUUGAAAACCUCCUCUUGGCUUUUAAAGUUUUAUGGCAGAAGUAUAAAUUUAUCUGAAUGUAGAAUACUGCUCUCUUUUUUGGUUGUUUUCAAGUGCCCUUUCCUGAUAUACCUGUUUCAGCAGUAGGAAAAGCAAAAGAAGUGGUGUGAUUUUGAAAGAAAUCUCAUUUUUCAAAGUGGGGAUCGUAUUUUGGGGAUGCCUGUUGCACACAUGUGCACCCACUCUCCUCAUCCCACGUGCUGCUGUGUGGGGGGACUGUCAGCAGUGCAUUGCAUGCCAAAUCUUAAAUUUCAAGGAAUUAGUUCUUGAAGAUGCGUGGCAACCCUCUGUAUUCACUGCCUGCUCCAGCAUGUUCUGUUUGUUGACCUGAGGAAUUGGGUGCGUUUGCUUUCAGAAAGUCCUUUGAAUGGCUUUAAAUAGAAUUUCUUGCACCGUUUCAUCCCUCUGAAGGAUGUGCUAAGAUUGUACUUUCCUUUUAUCUGCUUAUUUAGAAACAGAAGUCCAUUUGAGUCCUACACAAAUGGAAAUGCUGGCUUAUUAAAAAAGAAAAAAAAAAACUUUCCAAAUUUAUUUAAAUAUAGCUGCAAAGGGAUAUAUAGAGCCCAUGAGCAUUUAGGACUUUGCAAUGGCAGAAGCUUUUGAGAAAAGACGAUGGUAAGAUUGGAGAUGCAGUGUUUUCUUUGGCAAAUAGGAGAAAUUAAUGAACUAUGACUGAGCUGCACAUAAGUUGAUCUGUAUUUUGGAUUUAUUCUGUUUUGUUUUGGUCUUUAAGCAAACGUCAAAAGGGGAUAACUAUUCUUGGUUACUGUAGUGAUUUGUAAUUUUGUCUUUAUUAAAAGACUAAGAGUGUUUGUGAGUCAACAGGGCUGCCCAGAUUUGGAAAGGUCAGUCUGAAGAUGCACUUUUAAACCGUGGAUUCUAAAGCUGCUGGGCUGGCUCAGUGUUCAUCUCUUUUAAACACUCCAGGGUGAGCAGAACCAGAGAGGCCCUGCCAGGGCAGACACUGCUCAGCCAGGUGUCAGACUGCAGAAAACCUGAUUUGUCUGUGAAAGGGCUUUUGCAAGAGAGGAGCACAUAGAGCAGCAGUCUGACAGAAUAGGUCCGACAGCUGCUGAACCAACAUCGGUGUCGCACAGAAAAUUCUCUCUCGCUGUCCUCCCGUUGUGGUGACACUGAGGUGCAGAGGGUUUGUUCUGAUGGUGUAAUUUCCUUGUGUGUUUCACAAAAUACCCUGCUCCCGGGUCCCAGCUGGUUUGGAACAACUGGAGUUGCCAGCUAAAGCCAAAACAGCAGAGCCAGACCAAGAUUUAGGAAGAAAACCAUGCUGGCCCCAUUGGCUCUCCCAAGAGCAGGAGCGUGACGUGGGCCUGGCAGUGUCCUGACAUCUGCAGUCUGGUAUGGUCACAAAUACUCUGGUGUUUUUCCUUCACCUUAGGGAUCCUUUUCAUUACUUUGUGUGAAAGAUUUAUUAUGCAUAAUUACAAAAAUAAAAAAGAUGAAACAGUAAA